AGACAACUUCCGUCGAAAUUUAAAAAAUCUUUAUUUUCGGAAACAUAUUUCCAAAUUUAGAUUAUUUACAUGAAGACCUGUGUGUUUGACUUUAUAACCAGAUAAAACGGGUUGACAGACUAUGGCAACUGGUGAUCUAAGGUCAGAAGAAGAAGUUCAAGAAUAUCUGGAGAAUCUGGGAAUAGAAUACAGAUUUCAGUGCUUUGGAGAAAAAAAAUCAGACGGGUGCCACAGACUUGGAGAUUUCCUAGAGGCAGUAAAGAAGGAUGCAGCCAAGGCCUGUAGAGUGUACAAGGUGAAUUGUGAGGACCAUCAAUAUGGCCAUAGUUGUUACAAAUAUGGUAACUACCUUGCCACAGGGAAAGGUGGAGUUACAAAGGAUGACAAAGCUGCCUAUGAAAGUUACAAAACAGGAUGUGACAGCAAAUAUUGGCCAGCCUGUCAUAAUGCUGCCCAAAUCCUAGCCUCAGGGAAAGCAACAGACAAGCGAGAAUAUGAAAAAGCUGCUGAAUUGUAUAAAGUUGCAUGCGAUAAUGAUCUAUCUGAGAGUUGCUAUUACUUAGGUUCGUACUACAUUGUUGGUAAAGAGGGACUGCCUCAGAAUUUCAAGGAGGGUUUUAAGUAUUCAAAACAAGCAUGUGAUUUAGGUCAUAUACCAGCCUGUAUUAAUAUUAGCAUGAUGUAUAAGAAUGGACAUGGUGUAGAAAAAGAUCAGGAAAAAUCAAAGUUAUAUUCUCAAAAAGCUAAAGAUCUCCGUGAACAGAUUGCUAAUCCAGAACCAGCCAUAACAUUUGGUGAGACUUCUUGAAACCCUUAUAUAGUAGUAAUUAUAGUAUUUAUAUAGUAUGAUAUGCAUUGGUGCCAAUUAUUACUGUUAGUAGCUGAUGUUAUACAAAUCAUGUAAUUUUCACAAGAAUAUAAAA
Messenger RNA from Owenia fusiformis, 923 nucleotides. The record is from the annotation of a GenBank genome assembly. Lineage: Eukaryota; Metazoa; Annelida; Polychaeta; Sabellida; Oweniidae.